CUCUCCCUCUCCCUCUCCCUCUCUUUUUCUCCACCACCACCCACACACAACGUCGACAACUUAAGGGCCGCCUUGCCACGCGCCACUGCAACUCAGCAUACGCACACCUCGGACGAAACGGGAUGGAUUUUGCUUUACCGUUGGUUUCUUCCGGAACCCCACUUGCUUGGGGAGUGGUGGUGGAAAGAUGUCUACGUCGCCUGACGUUGGGCAACCACAUCUUUUGUCGCAUUUGACGAGGUUCAAGCCCUUCGUCGGCUACUCUGUGCACUGCACUGCCCCUCGACGUUGCGGCCGCGGGAAAGGUGGUGGGGGGGGACGAGCACGACGGCCCCUUUGUACAUGUUCAAUUUCCCGUUCCAAGGACACUCACUCAGUCGGCUCCUUGGACAUCCUUCAGCAGGAUGCGGUGUGCGAGGGCCAGAGGGAUGACGAUGUUGUGGAGCCUAAAUCAAGCUUCGGGUCUCCCAAAGCGAAUGGGCAACAAGUGAAGCGACAGAGAUCCCGAACCCAUCUCCGGCGAGGCCAGGCCAAAGCCUGCGCCCGGCUCAAUAACCGGGACGCGACCACGGCCCAGCAAGCAGCCAACAAGCAUAAGAAAGUGGGCAAGCAGCAGCAGUCGACCAGGAUGAGGACAAGGACAAGGUCGUCCAUCUACUGUGCAUACUAUGUAGUGCAACCGACCCCAACGCCGACGUCGGUCGUCCCCGGCUCUGGCCGCUGUGUAGUUAGUUAACGCAACACAUGCGUGGUACGUCUAGCCGCCCACCCCCAUGCGUGUCUGCUUGCCUUUCCUUGCCUUGCCUUGCCUUGCC
Colletotrichum navitas is the source of this 815-nucleotide messenger RNA. RefSeq lists its product as uncharacterized. Bases 188 to 736 code for a protein of 182 amino acids. The transcript has a single exon. NCBI's taxonomy places the organism in Eukaryota, Fungi, Ascomycota, Sordariomycetes, Glomerellales, Glomerellaceae. The record is from RefSeq and is a predicted model, not a curated record.